AGGUUAAGCAAACAUUUUUUAACUAUGUUAUCUCAUAAAUAUUAUAUACAACUGUAGAAGUAUUGGUCAUGUGGCAAGUGGUAAUCGAAAGCUAACAAGGAACAAGAGAGUACAAAAAUUUAUGUCUUCAUGUGUUCUCUGGUUUCCUUAUUAAGCUAUUUGCCUGAGUUUGGCAGCUAUUUAAAAGUAUAACCUUAUAUACGAAUAUAAGAAAUAGUAGUUUAGAAAUGGAUGAUUUAACGCAGUUGGAUGAUGAAAGACGAACAAAACUCCAUCAAAAACUGUCGACCAUGAGUUUUGAGGAUCUUUUACAGUUGAAGAAAACAAUAGGUACCAAAUUACUAAAUGAGUCAGUCUUAGGCAAUUCUGUCAAGAAGCUAAGAAGAUCCUUUAAACGUUCUAAUAAAAAUUGCCCUCGAGAAAUAAGUUCUAAAAAGAAGAUAUCGCUACAAACCACAAAUGCUAUUUCUACUACAAGGCCUCAACCACGAGACCCAAGGUUUGAUUCUCUUUGUGGAAAAUACGAUGAUAAGAAAUUCAAACAAAACUACAAAUUUAUAUUUAACAUCAAAAUGAAAGAAAUGAAGCAUCUGCAAAGAGAAUUUGAGAAUGAAGAAAAUCCUGAUAGGAAAAUGAAAAUUAAAAGAUUACUACAAAGAUUGGCAAAUCAAAUCCAUGAACAUGAACAACAAGAAGCUCAAUCUAAGGAAGUUCAAGAGCUGUUAAUGAAUGGAUUUAAACCAGUUUUUAAGAAAAAAUCUGAUGUACGGUUAGAACAAGCUAUCGAAAAGUAUGGAGAAUUAAAAAAUUCAAAUAGAAUGAAAAAAUACAUGGAAAGGAAAUCAAAAAAGAUAAAGAAGAAGGAACAAAAAAAUAAACCUCCAAUAUUAUGAUGAAUUCGUGCAUGGACUGGCUAAUCACUUGAAAGUUUGUAAAAACAUUGAAAUAGUCAAAACAAAUUUUGCCAGAAAUACUUCAGUCUUUUUCCAGAUACGCAUAAAAUCAUAAGGUUAUGUUAGGAAAACAACACUUACAUAAUAAAUCAUUGCAUUGUAUUUUCCUUUUAAGUGGUACAUCUCAAAAAUAAAAAGAGAUAUAGAUUUGUUUGAAAGUGUAAAAAGUGCUUUUUU
Molecule: messenger RNA, 1130 nt
Organism: Agrilus planipennis (emerald ash borer)
Lineage: Eukaryota; Metazoa; Arthropoda; Insecta; Coleoptera; Buprestidae
Product: ribosomal RNA processing protein 36 homolog
Exons: 4
Coding region: 228-893 (221 amino acids)
Biological process (GO): maturation of SSU-rRNA from tricistronic rRNA transcript (SSU-rRNA, 5.8S rRNA, LSU-rRNA)
Cellular component (GO): nucleolus; 90S preribosome
Source: RefSeq, a predicted model, not a curated record